CCUCCCUCCCUCUGUCCUUCCUCAUCACCUCUUCAUCCCACUCCCCCAGUAUAUAUGAGGGCAACGCUUUUGGGACUCAUCUGUCGGACUGAGUCCAGCUACAGGGAACCUUCGGAACCAGACUGAUUUUGACUGCGCCGAGCCCGGGAAUUCACGACAAUGAUGCUGCCUCUGUUGCUCCUCCAGCUGGUCCUGGCUCCAGCCCUUUUGGUGUCCGCUGAGGACUACUGGGAGGGGUGGGGUGCAUACGGACCAUGCAGUCGGACCUGCGGCGGUGGUGUGAUGGUCAGAAGCAGACGCUGUAUCACCCACAGAAACGACGGAGGCUACAACUGUGUUGGACCUGACAAGUCUUACCUGGCCUGUAACACUCAGGAGUGUCCCGCGGGAACUAAGGAUUACCGUGAGGAGCAGUGCGCCCAGUUCGAUGGGGCUGACUUCAAGGGGUCACGUUACAGCUGGGUGCCUUAUUACGGAGCCGAGAACCCCUGCGAGCUGAACUGCGUGCCAAAGGGAGAGAACUUUGUCUACCGCCACAGUGCCACCGUUAAGGACGGAACACCUUGCCAUCCCGGACGCCUUGACAUUUGUGUGGAGGGAGUCUGCAGGCGCAUAGGCUGCGACAACAUACUGGACUCCAACAUGCAGGAGGACCCCUGCCUGCAGUGCGGAGGCCAAGGACAGACCUGCUCACUGGUCAGGAACACCUUCAACACGCAGCGUCUUGCUCCCGGUUACAACCAGAUGUUCACCAUCCCCGCUGGAGCCACCUCCAUCAGCAUUAGAGAGAAACACCCUUCACGCAAUUACCUCGCUGUCAGGAACCUGCAAGGAGAUUACUACCUGAACGGUCACUGGUCCCUGGAGUUCACCAGUGCUGCCCAAAUUGCCGGCACCAAGCUGUACUACCAACGAGGCGUAGAGGGCGACAACCUUCCCGAGUCCAUCAUCGGCCGCGGACCCACCACCGAGCCCCUCGUCGUGGAGCUGAUCAGCCAGGAGCCCAACCAGGGUGUGGAGUACGAGUACUACCUUCCCGUGGGACACCCCACAGAGGGAUACGCCUGGAGCUUCGGAUCUUGGUCCGCCUGCAGCAAAGAGUGCGGAAUUGGCUAUCAGUCCAGAGCCGUCUACUGCUCCAUCGACAACGAGGCCGUGCCCGACCACCUGUGCCCGUACUAUGCCCGACCCGAGAGCAACAGAACCUGCAACCCUCAGGCCUGCCCUGUCACCUACGCCUGGAGAACCAGCGAGUGGACCGACUGCAACGUGGCAUGCGGAGGCGGAUUCCAGUAUCGCGGCGUGGACUGUCUCUACAAUGACGAGUCGGGACCCCGCGUGGUCGAGGACGCCUACUGCGCUCAGUACACUCAGGCACCCACUGACCAGCAGAAAUGCAACAUGCAGCGCUGCACCGACCACCCCGGAAGUGCGAUCAUUUCCUACAUCCCCUCUGAGAACGCCGUUCAGUGCCGCACCACCACCUACGGGUGCUGCUACGACCGCACCACCCCUGCUGCCGGGCCCAAUGGAGAGGGCUGCCGUGACCCACCCGCACCUUUCGAGCGCUCCAUCUGCUCACUGCCUAAGGCCGCUGGAUCCUGCUCCAGCUGGACGGCGCGCUACUUCUUUGAUGUUCUAAGCGGCAAGUGUACCGAGUUCUGGUACGGAGGCUGCCACGGCAACAGCAAUCACUUUGCAACACAGGAGGAGUGCCACAGGGUCUGCCACGAGCCUAAUGGCAAUGGAAACGGCAAUGGAAACGGAAAUGGAAACGGAAACGGAAACGGAAAUGGAAAUGGUGACGGUGACGGUAACGGUAACGGCCACGCCAAUGGAAAUGGCAAUGGUAAUGGCCGCACCAAUGGAAAUGGCAACGGCCACACCAACGGAAACGGAAAUGGUAACGGUUACACAAACGGAAACGGUAACGGCCGCUCAAAUGGAAAUGGCAACGGUAAUGGCCGCACCAACGGAAACGGUAACGGCAACGGCCACACCAACGGAAAUGGCAAUGGUAACGGUUACUCAAACGGCAAUGGAAAUGGUAACGGCCACCCCAACGGCAAUGGAAACGGUAACGGCCACCCCAACGGCAAUGGCAAUGGCAAUGGAAACGGUAACGGCCACCCCAACGGCAAUGGAAACGGUAACGGCCACCCCAACGGCAAUGGCAAUGGAAACGGUAACGGCCACCCCAACGGAAAUGGAAACGGUAACGGCCACCCCAACGGAAAUGGAAACGAUAACGGCCACCCCAAUGGCAAUGGAAACGGUAACGGCCACCCCAACGGCAAUGGCAAUGGAAACGGUAACGGCCAUCCCAACGGCAACGGCAAUGGUAAUGGUUACUCAAACGGCAAUGGAAACGGUAACGGCCGCACCAACGGCAAUGGAAACGGUAACGGACGCCCCAACGGCAAUGGAAACGGUAACGGCCGCCCCAACGGCAAUGGCAAUGGUAACGGUUACUCAAACGGCAAUGGAAACGGUAACGGCCACCCCAAUGGAAACGGUAACGGCCACCCCAACGGCAAUGGUAACGGUUACUCAAACGGCAAUGGAAACGGUAACGGCCACCCCAACGGCAAUGGCAAUGGAAACGGUAACGGCCACCCCAACGGCAAUGGCAAUGGAAACGGUAACGGCCACCCCAACGGCAAUGGCAAUGGAAACGGUAACGGCCACCCCAACGGCAAUGGCAAUGGAAACGGUAACGGCCACCCCAACGGCAACGGCAAUGGUAAUGGUUACUCAAACGGCAAUGGAAACGGUAACGGCCGCACCAACGGCAAUGGAAAUGGUAACGGCCGCACCAACGGUAAUGGUAACGGUCGCCCCAACGGUAACGGGCACACCAACGGAAAUGGCAACGGUCGCUCCAACGGAAAUGGAAACGGUAACGGCCGCAACGGUAAUGGUCACUCCAACGGUAAUGGAAACGGAAAUGGAAACGGUAAUGGAAAUGGUUACCCAAACGGUAACGGAAAUGGCCGCUCCAACGGAUAUGGACAGCGCGCCAACGGAAAUGGCAACGGCAACGGAAAUGGCGAGGACUACAACGGAAACGGCCACGACAACGGAAACGGCAAUGGCCGCUCCAAUGGUCACACCCAGAGGGUAGCAUCCAGCGUGGCCCACACUGCCCACAAGGCCCGCUUUGUCUUGAAAGCCCGCAGGCCUCACUUUAUCACCGUGAAAAAGCACCUUAUCCCCGCAGCCAGUUUGACUUUGCCAGCCCAGGUCAAGAUUGACCAGUCGGACCCGUCCGCCGUAGAGGCCCUGGCGGGCCAGACGGUGGUGCUGCCCUGCAGAGUCAGCCCACCGCCCAGUUCCACCGUGGCGCUCCAGUGGAGCAAGGACGGAGCCGCAUUGACAUCACGCAGACAUCAACAGCAGCCCAACGGUUCGCUGCUGCUCGGCCCUGUCAGCAAGUCGGACGAAGGCUGGUUCUUGUGUGUGGCCACCAAGGAGCAGGAAAGAGACCACCGCUACGUUUACCUGACUGUCUCAGAGGGAGCGUCCCGGCCGCAGCCCACCUCCUUGCCGACGGACGAGCUUUCGCCAGGGUUCACCCUGGAGCGCUCGGCCGCAUCCUUGCUGGAGAUGCGAGCGGGACAGGCGGCCCGACUGCCGUGCACCGUCGUACCCGCAACCUCACUCAGAUACGUCAGCAUACAAUGGAGCCGAGACGGACGCACACUCAGCGACUCCAGGUUUGUCCAGCAGUUAGAUGGCACACUGCUCAUUGAGUCACUUCGGACUGAGGACGCCGGUGUGUACACUUGCUCCGCCUCCACGCAGCAUCAGCUGGAGCAGAGACGCGUACAUCUCAGAGUUCAAGCUGCCUUGCGGAUCACCAAAGCUCCCGACAACAUCCAAGUACCUGAAGGCAGCACGGCACUGCUACCCUGCGUGGCGUCGGGAGUCGACGUAAGCAUCGGCUGGUCCAGGAACGGCGUCCCAGUGCGUCCGGACGGACGUAAGGUCCAGGUGUCUGCCGACGGGAGCCUGAUCCUCAACAAUGUGCAGGCAUCCGACGAGGGCACCUACACGUGCAACGCCUACGCCGGCAUCUACUCGGCCAGCGCCUCGGCUGACGUGCGCCUCCUCAAAAAUGUGCAAACAGGCGGGGUUAUGACAUCACCAUCGGGGACGCCGUGCUUGGACCAGCCUGAAUUGGCCAACUGCGAGCUGGUGGUCUACGCCCAGCUGUGCGCCAACCAGUACUACGCUGCCUUCUGUUGUGCCAGCUGUGCCCGCCAAGCACGCAGCGGUGACAGGUUAGCUCGGUGACGCUACACAGGGCGUGUCACCUUUCCAAUGUUGUCGUCGUGCCGAUGUUUUCUUGUCAUUUCAUCAUCGUGUUUUAUUUUUAAAAUGUUCACAAUAAAACCAAUACGUUCACAAUGAUGUCACAGUGUGAGUGUGCUGGUUGCAUUACCGACUUGCGCCACACGAGGGCGACUGUGCGAGUUAUUGGUGAAAAUGAGCACAUCAUCUGAGUAGGCUACAAUGACAAUGCACACUUGAAAAUAUAACGGAUGAAUUGAUUUGAAUAUGUAUUUUAAUUUAAAAAAAAGUCAACAUGU
Molecule: messenger RNA, 4592 nt
Organism: Syngnathus acus (greater pipefish)
Lineage: Eukaryota; Metazoa; Chordata; Actinopteri; Syngnathiformes; Syngnathidae
Product: papilin-like
Exons: 22
Coding region: 160-4296 (1378 amino acids)
Biological process (GO): extracellular matrix organization
Cellular component (GO): extracellular matrix
Molecular function (GO): metalloendopeptidase activity; serine-type endopeptidase inhibitor activity
Source: RefSeq, a predicted model, not a curated record